Messenger RNA from Letharia columbiana, 333 nucleotides. RefSeq lists its product as uncharacterized. Lineage: Eukaryota; Fungi; Ascomycota; Lecanoromycetes; Lecanorales; Parmeliaceae. The transcript is spliced from 3 exons. The record is from RefSeq and is a predicted model, not a curated record. The coding region runs from base 1 to 333 and encodes 110 amino acids.
AUGACCGUCCCAACCACCUGCUGCGGCCGCUCUGGCCAAGCUUGCGCCUGCGCUGCCCAAGCCAAAUGCUCCUGCGGCAAGCAAUCCGCACUCAGCUGCACCUGCGAGAAAGCCAAGACCGAGAACACAGUCACCGGUGCGCGAUGCUCGUGCCGCGCCCGUCCCGCCGGCGCGUGCACGUGCGAUCGUGCCGCUGCGGAGAACGCCAAGCCCGCCGGGUCAACCUGUGCCUGCGGGGCCCGUCCUGCCGAUGCUUGUAGCUGCGAGAAAGCCUCCGACGGCGGUGUCCUUCCGACCGAGACCGAUUUCACCACCAAGGCCGCUGGUGCUUAG